CGGAGAAGAAGACAUGAGAGGCGUCCUUGCUUUUGUUGACCGGCGCAAUCUGGCUUCGGCGUCACCUACAGCAAGAGGGACAAUGCAUGGCAGGCCACAGCCAUGUACUUUUCUGGAGGCGCGAAACUGCACUCACUGGUAGCAUGCUACCGGUGAGUGGGAUCGAUCGUUGCAAAUUGCAUCAGACACCGUUUCGUCAAAAGUCUCUGCCUGGAUAUGUAACAUAUGCGCUCAAGCGUGGCUGCUGAUGGAUCAAAAACAAACAGCAGAAAACCCAACACCCAAACGAAGGCAUACUAUGGCUUUGUUCGCCACACAUUACCGGGACUAGAGCUGUCUUUUCCUAAGCAGCCUAACCUCUCACAAAAACCCCCGGAAAGCACAUGUAGCAAUCAGUCCCAAACAUACACCCGCUAAAACACAUCUAAGAACUUGUUAUUGUGCGCCCUUGCCAGCCUUCUUCUACAGGCGACGCGCAGCAGCGGCCUUGACUUCGUAGUGGUCCACCCAGCGGCCUGUCGGCGUGACGAAUUUGGUGGGGUCGUCGUCCUUAGUCGAUCGGCUCAUCUUGCACGAGGCGGCAAGCUCUUCAUAGUCAAAGGACUUGCAGCUGGUCUCCUCCAGACACUUGCGGGCGCAUGAGGCGGCCUUCUUGACGGUGAAGACGGGGAAGUCGCCGGACACCAACAACUCCUUCUCCGAAUACCUGUGGCCACACACACCAAGACACGGCACAAAAUGUGAUGCAUGGACAGUGUGUUGCAGAUGCGUGCCUGUCGAAUUGCAGCAGAGGGUUUUCGCCUUCUACGGUGGUGAGGUCGACUCCCCCGGUGGUGAUUUCAGCUCCCUCAGUCUCCAUGAGGGGUGAGAAUUCGAGUGGCAGUCUCAUGAAGGUGUCGUUGGUCUUGAGGUACAGGACGCCUUGGCCGCCCGACCACAAAGUGCGCGACAGAUCGCACGCAUCGGGGUCCGUGUAGCACACUGUCCGGAUAAUGAAUGCAAUGCAGCACACAAUGACACAGAGAAACAAACAAACAGAGAGACAGACCGACAGACAGACCGACAGACAGACCGACAGACAGACCGACAGACAGACAGACAGACAGAAAGCGAGACAGAGAGGGAGAGGACGUGACAUGAGCCUGAUGGAUGGAUGUUGGCGGUUCAUGUGUGUAUGUGUGUGUUGGUGAGGUGCGUACCCUGGAGUCCGUCGGUUUCCUUGAGGAAGUGUGCGACGUUGAUUCUGAGUUCGGUCUGUCCCUUGGGCGGGAUGAUUCCGUGGGGCGUGCCGGCCAUGGUCAUCCAGUGGUGUGCUGAGAUGGGCAUGUAGUGGAUAGCGGUGCCCGUGGUGGGGUACGCCGAAGUGGCCGAAACGGCCUUGUGUGUCGUGGCGCUCUUGAGCCCGACCUUGAUGUGCUUGUCGCUCUGCGGGUUGAAGGCGUCGGCGUGCGUGAUGCCAUGGACGUUCUCGUACAAGAAGUGGAUGGGGCCGCUCUCCUCGAGCACCACCUGGAAGUUGAUGGUCCCCGCCCCGGCGUACUUGAAGCCGCUCCAGUGCACCGUCACGUCGUGCUCAUCGACCUCCACGUACACGCCAUCCGCCGUCGACAACUCGGACGAUGCGUACCCGUUGAUCACCUGACCAAACAAGUCAAUGCGAUGCGGCCACACACACGGAGGAUGGACGCCAAGUGGAUAGAUGAGUGCGCGUCUACUGACCCCGUCGUAGCCGAGUAGGAUUGAGCCGUCGAGUGAAACCUUCAUGGUUGAGUAGAUGCCACCGAAGUACGGGACAGGGAAGGGCAGAGCCACCUCCGUCUCCCUCUCGCCAGAUUCAAACGUGAGCUUGUUCUCAGCCGUCUUGUUCUCGAACCAGAAGAAGUCACCUGAACAAGACAAGUAUUCUCAUAUAUGUUUCCCUUAUCUCACUACUUCGUCUCAGCGGCUUCUACCAGUGGUCAUGACGUAGUCGGGGGCGGUGGGGAUCUGAGUGUCCAUCCCCAGCUGCGCGCUGUACAUCAGGCCCUUGACCGUAUCCUCAUUAGAUAUCUGACCAACGGCGGGACCCAUGCGCAUCGCGGAAGAAAUGUAAUGGUCGUGACGCUGACUGACCUUGACUUUGUAGGUGUUAGCUGUGUUUGACGGGAUGCGCUCCCGGAUGCUGGCGGGGGAUACGCCGAAAGAGGCCCCCUCACAUGUGAGUGUGAGUGUCUUGCUUGUGGCAACCUCCCGGCCGGUGGGCGAGCCUUCGUUGGUCGCCAGGUGCAGAGUGGCCGUGCGGGUGCCGCUCUUGGACGGGAUGCAGCGGACCUGAUGAAAGAAACAACAAACCACCCAACACAACACAACACAUACAAAGAGACGAAGAGACAAAGAGACGGACAGGCAGACGUCAGCUCACUGGGUGUGGUAGGUCUGACCUUGAGAAGGUGGGAUUCCUGGUUGGGCGAGACGGUGACGAUCAUUCCCCUAGGGGGCAGCACUUCAAAGUCGUUGGCAUGGUCUCCCGUCACGUCUUGCACUUGCACGGCCAGGACACCGGGGCCACUGUUGGCUAUGGGCACCUCAACAGCAGGGCUGGGCACGUGCACAGCACUCUUGCCCACUGACAGACUCGGAGGCAGAGCCGGCGACAAACUCGACCCGCCCAACGCCAGCAGCCGCAGGGAAGAAGUCACACCGCUGCCGCCGCUCUGGAUGUCCAGCGUGGCCCUGCAUACAUGAAGCCAAUACGGCAAAAAGGUGUCUGGAUGGAUGGGUGCAUUGCAACGCCAGCAUGUGUCCCAAACAUGCAUACCCGUAUUGGCCGGCAGUUACAGCGUCGACUUCGACUGUCACAUCGACUGUGGCGCCCGCUGCUACUGUGGCCGUCGCCGGAUACGACACGGCGCUGGUCAAACCCGCCGUCAUCUGCACUCAUGCAUACAUGUCAGGACACCCACCUCUUCUGCACUACCAUGGACAGACAGUCAGUCAUUUGGUGGAUGGCUUACCUGCAGGGCCUUGCUGACGUUGAGUCUCUUCUCGGUGACGGUCAGGAACGUGUCGUUUUCAGAGAGGGGCGUGCCACUCUGCAACAGGACGUCCUUCUGCUGGGCCCACGUGAGGUCAGGAUUGACCGCCAACAUGAGCGCCACAGCACCCGUCACGUGCGGCACGGCCAUCGAUGUGCCGUUGGCCGUGUACAGCCUUCAGAAACGUGCCAUCCAUCCACAUAGAAUAAAUAAUACAUGAGCACGCACAUUCAGGGAUCACCACAAGUGUGCAUGUCGCUUACGAUUCAUUGAAUAGGCUGGUUGGCACGGUGGAGACGAUGUUGGCCCCGGGCGCUGCGAGGUGGAUGGUCUCGUUGCCGUACGAGGCCCAGUAGGGGAUGUGGCCCUCCUCAUCAUGCGCCGUAACCGUCACCAUGUUGGGAAUGCCGAAAGUCGCCGGGAAGUCGGGCAUGGCGUCGUUGUCGUAACCCUCGUUGCCUGAUAUGGUAUACGUACAUGAAUCAUCACGCGAGCAUCCAUCCUGUGUAGAUGUGUGUCUCGUUGCCUGCCUGCGGCACAGAUGAAUAGCUGGUUGGCCUUCAUGUUUGCGACAAUGGCGUUGUAAAGUGCGGCGCUGAAUCGGACUCCUCCCCACGAGUUGCUCGUCACGUGCGCCCCGUGGUCCACCGCAUACUCGAGGGCCUCGAUCGCAUCCGACAUCAGACCUAACAAACACAUACAUGCAUGUACAGAUGGGCCACACAGAGGCAGAGAGCAUCACUCAGAGGGCAUCAGUGAUUGAGUCAACUAAUGACGUACCACUGCCGUCAGCCGCAAGGAACUUGAGUGCCAUGAUCUGGGCAUUCCACGCAACACCGCUGACUUCAGCUCCAUUGUUGCCCUUGGCGGCAAUGACACCAGCAACUGAAACACAUAUGUACACGAACAGACAGACAGACAGACAGACAGGCGUGUUGUCAGCGACCCUGGCUCCACAGUCGAUUGACGUCCAUCGGCCGGUUGAUCUGCCAGCCUGUCUGUCUGUCUGUCUGUCUGUUUGUCUGUCUGUCUGUCGCUCUGUCUGUCUGUCUGUCUGUCUGUCUAUCUGUCUGUCUGUCUGUCUGUCGCUCUGUCUGUCUGUCUGUCGGUCUGUCUGUCUGUCUGUCGGUCUGUCUGUCUGUCUGUCGGUGUGUCUGUCUGUCUGUUUGUCUGUCUGUCUGUCUGUCUGCAAAUGGUGUGUCCGCCUUUAUACCAUGUGUUCCGUGUCCGGCGUCAUCCAUGGGGUCGCCAUCCUGGUUGCGGAAGUCGUAGCCGUAGAUGUCAUCAAUGUAGCCGUUGCCUGCCAGCCCACACACGCACCCACCCAUGUACCCGACACAUACAUGCAUGGUAGCUGGAUGUAUGUGCCUGCCUGCCUGCCAACAUACCGUCGUCGUCAACGCCUGCUUGUCCGUUGAGCUCGGCCUGGUUGACCCAAAGGUUGUCCUUGAGGUCGUUAUGGGUGUAGUCGACCCCCGUGUCGAGCACGGCCACGACAGGGCCGUUGGGCAGCUUGGCGGACGAGCCAGUUGUGACGGACCAUGCGUCGGGGGCUCCGAUGGACAUCAUGCCCCACUGGUUGCCGAAGGAGGGGUCAUUGGGAACUGUGCCUGUGGCCUUGACCACCUGGUCCUCCUCGCAAGCCGCCACAGUCUCGUCGCUGCAGAUGUCGUCCACAUGCCUCUGGAACUCGGUGAUGUUGGCAGGACUGCUCGGGUCGACAUAUAACUCCAAAAUGUCCACGUGGCUACGAUUCAUCUUCCGGUGCUCCUUGAUGGCUAAGCACACACACGCAGAAUAUGACUCGGGGAGCGAGGGAGCAAUGCACAUGUUGACUCUUGUCCACGCCUGCCUGCCUCCCUGGCUGUCUGCCUUUCGUGCGGCCAUCCAUAUCUACAUAGGUGCACAGGUACCGUCUCCGAGUUUGUCGUCGAUGUCUGUGAGCCCGCUGAGUCGUCUGCGGCCUGCCUCUGCAGCGGUAGCGUUGUGGUAGACGACCAGGAUGCGGGGAGGCAGCCCCAGAGCGGUGAUGCUGCCGCUGGGGGGAGUGCCAGUCAGCUCACGCCCCGACUUGCCGCCUUUGCCACCGGGCAGGUCGGCCUUAUCCGCAGACGUGCUGCAGCAACCCAACGACACACACAGAGGUCGGAAUGCACGGCAUGAAUGUCUUCGGCAUGAAUGUCUUGCUGACGUGUGUUCUUCUUUGGCCUGGAGUGCUCGUCUGGCGGUUUGUGUGGCGUUGGUGACGUUGUUGAGGUCGAGUGACUCCUGGAUGUCGGCCUCGAUGGCAGCGUGUGCAUUCGACAGCUUGGCAAAGUCAUCGGCAGUGAGGAAAAGUGGCAGCGGCAUGGGCAGCCAGGGGACCGUGCCAGUGGUGUCGCUCAGGUGGAACAGACCCAGGCUGUACAGCAUCGAUAUGUCCGCACUGAUCGAUCCACGGAUCGACGGAUGGACACCAAUGACAACGAGGCAUAACAAAGAUAUACAAACACACAGAAUCACAUGGGGCUGGCCAUGUUGUUGUUGGCCUGUUACUUGAAUAGUUCUGUGUUGAUGACGUCUCUGUUUCUGGAGAUCAUCCAGAGGUCGAGGUCGGUGAAUACGGGCGAAAAGGCGGCGGCGGUGGACUCCUGUGUGUUGGCUGGGGAGGUCGUGAAGAAACCCAUGUUGACCAUCUCGCUGAACAACGCAGACCCAGCCGUUGCAUUCAACUCGCCAAACAAUGACGCACUCGACUGCACACUCCGACAGAGACAGACAGGAAUACAACACAAUGCAUAUGGGUGUUUGUCGCGAACGCUCCCCCUUGGCUUGCCGGCUUGCUGACCGUGUCCAAUGUGACGGCGAGUAUCUUGUUGUCGUCGUCCACCUUGACCGAACGGAUGAGGUAUUCAUUGGCCUUUGCCUCCGUGUAGUUCCAGUCGCCUGACACUCGGAAAAGGGUGCUAGAGGGGAAGUCCACAUACGACAGCCGACGGGAGCCACCACCACCCUGCUUGGCCUUGAGCUGACGAGCCUGCACAAAGCAAGCACACACAGGGAGAGAGGGGAGGUAGAGAGCGAGACACCUCUGGCUGGUGAUUGACUGAUGUUCCAUCCAUCCCCACGUACCUACCGGUGGGGGUGUGAUGUUUUUCCAGUAGAAGUCGGGGGUGGCGGCGUUGAUAGCAGUAGUGUCGAAUGACGAGAGGAGGACCAUGUUCCACUUGUGCAGCACGUGGUCCUUGGCCGCACCCACCAACGACUCCCACGUCGUACCUGCCUUCAUACCCAGAUCACGAGGAGUCACCUCACUAACACAGACACAACACGCAACCAUGUUGCACUCAUGUGGUGAUGUCGUGUUCCCUCUCAGCUGGCUGUCCGGGUGGUUAACUGACCUCUUGCGCCACGCGGAUGUUUCAAAAAGACUGAGGUCGAAGUUGGAGAGGUGCGCUGAGGCAGGGAACUCACCGAUGGCGCAGUCGUGGAAGUUGGGGCGCCAGUUGGACGACCUGAGGAAGGCAAGAUCAAUCACCCAUGAUGAUUGCAGGGUGUGGUGUCCUACUUGAAGAAUCCGAUGGGUUCUGCGUGCCCCUCGUACACGGCCCAGAAGCGGGCGCCGCCAUAGUUGGAUGCGGUGGGUGUGGUGAGGUUCUGGUACUCGAAGCCCCAUGGCUUGAUGGCGCCGUCGCGGGAGCGGAUGAAGCCCCACGGGUGCCACACGCCAUCCUGGCUCUUGUAGACGCCCCAUGGGUAGAACGUGUUGUUGUAGCUGCCACACAAGACACACGCAGUUUGAUACCUUGGUCGGCUACUCGCUGGCGCUUUCGCAUAUGACAUCUGUGUGUUUACCUGAAGUAUCCGAUAGGCACGAUUUUCCAGGAGACGUCCUUCCAGGUGCUGGCCGUUGGGGACAUUUCCAUUGUGGGGUCGGCUGGGCUGUAGGACCCUCCGUCGGUCGCUGGGGGAGCUGGAGCAGCCUCCAGACGCCGGCCAGCGACCUCUUCCUGGUAGAACAGGCCGCAUGAGAUGCAUCGCUGGAUGCCUGGGGAGUUCCAGCGCUGGAUGCCUGGGGAGCCCCAGCGCUGGAUGCCACCGGACAUCCAUCGGGAGAAGCCGGGAGGCAGCAGCAUGCCGUCCUCGCCACCCUCGGUGCUGCGGGCGAUGCCGGGUGACAUCCACCGCUGAAUGCCACCGGACAUCCAGCGCUGAAUGCCGGGGGCCCCCCAGUCACCCCAGGAGCGUUGGAUGCCGGGAGAGCCCCAGUCGCUCCACCGCUGCAGGCCGGGAGAGCCCCAGAAGCUGCGCUGGAUGCCAGGAGACGUCCAUCCCCAGGUGCGAUGGAUGCCGACCGGCAUCCAGAUGCGCUGAAUACCGGGCGACCCCCAGCCCCACCGUUGAAAGCCCGGGGACAUCCAACCCCAUCGCUGAAUGCCGGGGGGCGCCCAGCCCCACCGCUGAAUACCGGGCGACAUCCAGCCCCACCGGGCGAUGCCCUGCACACAUACCACACAACACAUAUGUGAUAGCGGGGCAUCAAGUCAUGCAGGCAGGUUGGUUACGAUGGGCAUCCAGUUGUUCCAGCGACCUAGCCCCACAUGGCCCAGGACCCCGAAGUAGCUGUCGAGCCAGCGGGCGAUGCCCGUCCAUCCCCAACCGUAGGCAGCAGGGUGCCAUCUCGCAAUGCCGAACCACCCCCUGGUGCAUUCAUAUGCCGCCAGACAGACAGACAGACAGACGGCAAGAAAAUGGGCAAAGCAGCGACAAACCUUCUCUCCUUUUCUUUUCUGGAUUGGCUCACCAGCCGUGGUAGGCAGGACUCACCCAGCGGCCCUUGGCAACCCAUCCCUACACAUACGAGCAGACGCAUCCGUGAAAUCCAUUCAUACUAAUAGCGCAUCCAUCCCUCUCGCUCUUCAGUACACUCACCCAUCCCCAGUAGUCGUCGAAUGACCAGCGGCCGUUGCCCACCCACCUGAACCAGACCGUGGACAAGAGGAGGCCAAUCCAUUCAUUGCCUAUGUAUGUACGUGUGUAUAUGUGCGGUGCGCGUCCAUCACCCGAAUCCGGUGUAUUCGUAAGGGUUGUAUCCUCGCGCAAUGCCGACCCAUCCCCUGAAACAAGACAACACAGAGACACAUACCUCAUCAACACUCCUUCUCGUGUAUGAUGCCACAUGCCAACAUUUACCAGCCCGGGUUCCAGCGGGAGAUGUCUUGAGGAGAGAGAACACGGACACAGACAAGAACUGGUGUUAUCCGUGCCUCUGCAGUAGGGCUAGCUGCCUUUCACUCGGCCCACCCACCUUCAAUGGUCCGAUUCUCCUCUGCUCUAGCAAUGCCGGUCCAGCCCCAGUCGGGAUUCCAGCGGGCAAUGCCAACGUAGCCCCUGAAGGAGUCCGAGGCAAGGGAGGCAUGCAACUGGAUGCAACCCUCUCUGUCAUGCAUCUAGCGUACCAUGACCGUUGGAUACCCGGAUGGCCGCUAACCGACACAAUCACACACAAGAAAGCGAGUCCAGCCACGGCCUGUCUUCCGCGUGUGUGUGCAUGUGUGCGCGCAAUACUGUAGGGGAUUCCAACGCUCGUGGCCUGAAAUGGCGCCUCUGCGCGAGUAAGGAAAUCAAGAGAUUCGACCCCGGACGUAAGCAUUUGAUACCUGAUCGCGGCUUACCCUUCGUAGUACCACGGGGUCCAGCGUGCCAUGCCAAACCAGCCCCUGGUAAUCCAUACAAGCAUAGGCAAAUAGGGUUACACGAGCACCACGGCACCUUCACAUGCAUGUGGUCUUUGUGCGCACCAGCUGAAGUAUGCGGGAUUGAACCAGCGGGCAGUGCCCACCCAGCCCUACAACAUCAAUUGUUCCAUCCAACUCGGGCCCAUGCACUCCCCCUUGUCUGUCUUCCUCCCUUUGUGCAUAGUGUGGUGAUGCGUACCCAUCCCCAGAUGUCGCUCCAUCUCCAGUUGGCCCCGCCGACCCAGUUCCACCCGUGAAAUGUGCCGAAGAAGCGAGACACGUCCGAUAUGGGGAAGAACGGCAGAGUCUUCAUGCCGGUCUUGCUGAAGGGCCCGCCCUCGGACCACGACAGGGCCGGCGCAAAGGCGAGUUCGUCCCAUGGGGAUGCUUUCGAGUGGUCGACGAAGUCGGCCGAGCCGCCAGGCAGGAAAUAUCGAGCUGAGAAGAGGCCCGGACUCUCGCGAAACCCGAAGCUGUGGAACUGUCCACCACUGGGCAGCCACGCCUCUGCGGCACGCACAGCAGGACGGAUGACGUGUCAAAUCUUUGUCCCGUGUGCAUUGUGGACACAGAUCUCUAGAUCUCUUGCCCAGCAGACCUUUGUCCUCGGCCCAUACGCCCUUGUCGCUCUCGUUCGAGGCAUACCACCAGCUCCAAUAGCUGUCGUAGUCCUCCGCGGUCCAGAUGCUAUCUUUUGGCCAAAAUAGGGGCGCACUCCUGAGGCCCUUGAGAGAUAUAUCGAGGGUGGCCUCGCUGCCGCCAUCGUUGGUCACUCUGAUGGUGACGGGUGUCUUCUGCCCCGCUGUGAUGUUCUGCUUGAGAAGCGUUUGGUCGACAGUGAGCUGGUGGCUGCUGCCCACCAAGCAAAGGAUUGCAACCAGAAAGACACCUUCCACACCGGACGACAUUUUCCGAACACAGUGGCACGCGUGUGGGGGCU
Molecule: messenger RNA, 9671 nt
Organism: Vitrella brassicaformis
Lineage: Eukaryota; Vitrellaceae
Source: the annotation of a GenBank genome assembly